Molecule: messenger RNA, 2322 nt
Organism: [Torrubiella] hemipterigena
Lineage: Eukaryota; Fungi; Ascomycota; Sordariomycetes; Hypocreales; Clavicipitaceae
Source: the annotation of a GenBank genome assembly
CCACGCUCUGGUCUGGCCGCUUGCCUGCCAACAGCAGCACCACCUCCUCCGCAACGAUACCGACUCUUCAGAAUGCUGCUUCUCUAACGCGUGACUGAUACCCCAAUAGCAGCCUGCCUGUUUGGGAAUAGCGAUGCUCCCCGCGGUCUUUGCUUUUACGUCACGCCAUCCAUCCCUGUUCCAUACGUUUGCGGGGAUGUUUACUCGGCUCUUCCCACGAAACCUAGCGUUUUUGAUCCAAAUAGGAAAGUUUCAUCGAACCGGUCCUAUGAACGUGAACGCAGAUCAUCCCCCAAGGUUUUCGGCGCAAUAGAAGCAUGUUCAUGGCGGCGGAUGUACACCGAACAUGUGGGGGAGUCGAGGAGCUUGCCCGAUAGUAGAGCAGACGUUGGGGCGUAAGCUUCGUUUGUAGAGACGGUGAUGCUAAAGCAGCUUCUUAUUACGGAAGUCCGGUAGCAUUGGGUUAUCUUGUCCUUCUGGAUAUAAAGAGGUCGACUGCUGCUCUCAAGUGGAGCUUUUUUGUUCUUCAGCAACCCAACUUCAUCCAACAGUUUCAUUAUCCACAUACAAGGCAUCUAUCGUCAUCAUGGUUGCCAUCUCCAAGAUCGUUUUCGUUGCCUCUGCCGCCGUCGGCGCCAUGGCUGCCCCUGCUCAGGCUCAGUUCGGCUCUCUCGUUCAGUUCGAGAAGCUCUCUGCUGUUCCCACUGCCUGGGCCUCUGCUGGCAAGGCUGACGGUGCCACCGUCGUCAAGGCUCAGAUUGGUAUUAAGCAGAACAACAUCAAGGGUCUACAGGAGAAGCUCAUGGACAUUGCCAACCCCGAGAGCCCCAACUACGGCAAGUGGCUCUCCAAGGAGGAGCUUGCCAAGUUCACUGCUCCCGCUGCUGCUGAUGUCGAUGCCGUCAAGGCUUGGCUCGCCGCCAACGGCAUUACCCAGGUGUCCAUGCCCACCAACGAUUGGAUCGAGUUCAGCGCUCCCAUCCACCAGCUCGAGUCCCUUCUUGACGCCAAGUACGAGAUGUACACUCACUCUGAGACCGGCCACAAGGCUCCCCGCACCACUGCCUUCUCUAUUCCCGAGCGCCUUCACUCCGUGAUCGACGUUGUCACCCCCACCACCACCUUCUACAACAGCAUCCGCCCCUACGUCCACAACUCUGUUGCUGCCAGCUCCAACACCCCCGCUGCCAUCAAGUCCCAGUACAACGUUGACUACACCCCCGUUGGCAGCUCCCUCGUUGCCACCACCGGCUUCCUCGAUGUCGGUGCCAACCACGACGACUUCAACAACUUUGUCGCCAGCUACUCUUCUGGUGCUCCCGACUUCCUUGACGUUGGUGUCAACGGCGGCCAGAACAGCGGCGACGGCAGCCAGCUGGAGGGUAACCUUGACACCCAGUACAUGGGUGGUCUUGCCAACCCCCUCCAGAGCGAGUACCUCGCCCACGCCCCUACUGGUGCUGACCAGACCUCGUUCAACGACGCCAUGCUGGCCUUGACCAACUACCUCCAGACCACCGACAAGGCCCCUACCGUUGUCUCCACCAGCUAUGGUGGUGAGGAGAAGUACGUCUCCACCAACUACCUCGACCGUAUCUGCAACGAGUUCGCCAAGGUCGGUUCGCUCGGUAUCUCCGUCUUCUUCUCCUCCGGCGACUACGGUGUCGGUGGCAACGGCGAGUCCAGCUGCCGCUCCGGCUUCUUCCCUACCUGGCCCGCCUCGUGCCCCUACAUCACCAGUGUUGGUGGCACCGACUUUGAUGCCUCUGGCAACGAGGUCGUCGCCGACUUCUCCAAGUACAGCAGAGCCACUUCCCCCGGUGGUGGUUACUCUGGCCACUUCCCUGCCCCCGACUACAACAAGGCCGUCACCUCUGCCUACGCCAAGAGCCUUCCCGCCUCUACCCAGCAGAAGUUCAAGGCUACCGGCCGUGGUUACCCCGAUAUCUCUCUUGUCUCCGUCAAGUACCCCGUCAUUCUCGGUUCUUCCACCAAGUCUGUUCUCGGCACGUCGGCUUCUUCCCCCGCCACCGCCGCCCUCAUCGGUCUCAUCAACGACUACCGCCAGUCCCAGGGCCAGCCCAACCUCGGCUUCCUCAACCCUCUUCUCUACUCUUCCAAGGUCAGCGCUGCCAUCCGUGACGUUACCUCUGGCUCCAACAAGGGCUGUGACAGCACUGGUUUCCCCGCCAAGUCUGGCUGGGAUGCCGCCUCUGGUCUCGGCUCUUUCGACUUUGCCAAGCUCCGCCAGCUUGCUUAAGUUUUUUCAUGAAACAAACAAAGUAAAUAUUGCACAUAGCAGCUAAAUAAGUAAAAUAGUAA